CUGGAACAACAGAAAAAAAAGUACUGAAAUGUUCACAGCAUCUUCAAGCUGAAACACACCGAUUUUAGUAAAAUCUCUCAAGUUGAGAAAAUUACCCAAUAGACCAACUUACUUGAGACGAAUUAUCUAAACAGUUCUAGAGCAACGACGAGCUAUAAAACGGAGUCGGCCACAGAGAGUAAGACGGUGCAUCGUGAUUUAGUUUUGCAAAUAAGCAGAUUGAAAUUACAUAUAUCAUAAAUCACAAAAUAAAUGAAGCAGUCACCCCCAGGAAACGUGCAGUGUACAAAUUCUAUAAUCAGUGACACGUUGUAGUGAUUGCUUUAUUGAUGAGCAAAAAUUUCAAAGAACAAUGGCAACGAAUGAAGCUUUACCAUUUAAAUCAGAUGCUGUAUCAGAAGAUAUUCAAGCAUCUAUCCAAAGCAGCAUUGCAUUUUCAUCUGAUUCAACUGAUAAUAGUGGACCUCAAACGUAUAAAAAAUACCAUCGGAGUAAAUCACUACCACACAUAGCAGAUGAAUAUACUGCUGGAGAAAUUAGAAGGAUAAAAGAACGACUACUGAGAACCAAUUCGCACGUUCAACCCUCUGCGAUAAAAAGUUUCACUAGAAUCCAGAAAAUGACUUUGGCUAUGCUGGCUUUAGUGGAUUUUUUUUGUUUUUGUUCAAUGUCCAUAAUGGCCCCGUUUUUCCCGAAAGAGGCAGCGGAAAAGGGGCUUUCCAAUACACUGUCCGGAUUCGUUUUCAGUUUUUACGCUCUAGUCAUGUUUGUAUCGUCACCGAUAUUUGGAAAAAUUCUUCCAAGAUUUGGUGCGAAAUUAGUAUUUUUAUUUGGAAUGUUUAUGGCCGGAGCUUGUAAUUUAUUGUUUGGGUUGCUAGAAUAUGUAACAGAUUUUACAUUAUUCACAACACUAUGUCUAGUGAUAAGGGGAUUCGAGGCACUAGGAUCCAGUGCAUUUUCAACGGCCAGCUACGUUUUUGUAGUCAAUACGUUUCCUAAUAAUAUAGGAUCAGUUAUUGGAAUUCUAGAAACAUUUGUAGGUUUAGGUAUGAGUACGGGACCAGUAUUAGGUGGAUUUUUGUAUUCGCUAGGUGGCUUCGAUCUACCAUUCUUCGUUUUGGGAGUUGCCAUGAUCGCUAUUGUACCAUUAAACAUGUGGCUUUUACCCAAAGUUGAAGAUUUUGAUAAUGUUUCCAAUAAGAAAACGACGGUGUUCAAGCUGAUAAGGGUACCGGCUGUUUUUAUAACAGGAAUGGUAGUGGUAAUUGUUUCCAGUACAUGGGCUUUUUUGGAUCCAACUCUAGAACCACAUUUGAGACAGUUUGAUCUGACACCAGAAAAAAUCGGUCUAAUAUUCCUACUGUUCUCCGGCCUCUACGGAAUUUCCAGUCCAGCAUGGGGUUGGUUAGCUGACAAAGUCAAUAAUCAUUGGUCGAUGAUGGUCGCCGGUCUUUUUCUGUCCACCAUCGGUUUGCUAUUGCUGGGUCCUUGUCCCUUUAUACCCGGCAUCCAAAGCUCUCUAUGGCUCAAUCUUGUCGCUCUGUCGAUACUGGGAAUCUCAGUGGCUCUAGCUCUAAUGCCAACAUUCCAAGGUGUUUUGAAUAGUGCCAUACAUGGUGGAUGUAGCGAUUCAAUGGCAACUUAUAGCGUGGUAGCUGGUAUAUGGUCUAGCAUGUAUUCACUAGGAGAAGUGGUCGGGCCUGCUCUAGGAGGAUUUCUUUUGCAGUAUUACGGAUUUCCUUUGUCUUCUACUGUUAUGGCAGCUGGCACCUUUUUUAUGGGUAUUAUCACGUUCUUUUUUUUCCUUUUCAAAUCCACAUGGCACGAUAGUGAAUUUGGAACAGACAGUGGCAUAAGUGAAUCAUGGAGAAAUAUUGAAAGCGAUGACGACAGUUCGGAAUCUACGCCAUUGCUCUUAUCACAGGUUGGAUCUAAUCAUAGGGCUUAUACUGAGGAUAAAGUUCAGUAUUACGAACAAAGUAGGAAGCAAGAAAAUGAGUUUGGGGAAUUCAAUUAUGGACAAAUUACUGAUAUAAGAGGAACUGUAAGCAUUACGGCUAAGGGAGCAUGUGAAGUGUAAUAGUGUUUUCUUUUAGUAGCAGUUGGCAUCAAAAUGGACAAUUCUGCUUCCACCUCAACCAUGGUUAGCAAUAUGCUUAAUUCAAAUAUCGGAUCCCUCUGAAUAGGACCACUGUAGCAACGGAGUAAAGGUAUUACAUUUCUUUGCUCCACCCUAUCAUACAUGUACAAUAAAUAUCUCUUGGAAAAUCCCAAAGUAAAUUUCUUUAUGUUUUUACCCAAAUUUUGGGCUGCCAUAAGUAUACGAGCAUUCAGUAAGCCCAUGUAAAAUCUAUCGACACUAGGCAUUAUAGUUAGUUCUUCAAUGUUUGGACAAAAUAUCACACUAUUUUCAAAACCAUCACUGAUUUUAAAAUCGAGUAGCUCCAAACAGGUCAAGUUCUUCAUUAGACCAAUAGCUCGGAAAAAAUUAUGUGGGUUCCAACGUGAGCAACAUUCAAGGCGCAACUUUUUAAGAACGGGAGAUGCCUGAAGUAUAGAAGGUAUGUAAGAUUCUGUCAUAUCGCCAACAUUUCCUAAUGCUAGAACUUCAAGCUCAUUUCUUUUAAAUUUAAUAAAUUUAGUACUCUCCCGAAACAUAUCCUCUACAUUCAAUAUAUAUAAAACUCUGAGAUCUCCUACAUCAAAUAGAAAGACUCUGACUUGGACAGUUUCUGUUGUGAGGCUUAAUCGAAGUUCGCGUAAAUGAGGCAUUCCAGCAAGAAAAUCUAUAUUGAAUGGAUGUAAAACCGCACCAGGAAUCAUUUCUAUUUUGAUGCUCUCCAACUGUCUAGCGGCAUGAAGAAAGGCCUCACGCAUCAUUGUAGAACACUGUCUAAUUUCCAAGGUUUUUAGUUUUGUUGCUCUUGUUAGAUUCACACGAUCCUGAAACAUCUAUGUUUAGAGACAAAAAACAAAAACCACAUUGACUCUUACCUUUCUUACGCAAUAGUCUUUUUCCAUUUUCAAAUGCAACGUCUUAUGUGCCUCUAAAUUAUAAAGCAAGCCACUUAUGUCUAUCUUGACAUUACAAUUAUUACUAAAUUGCACAGUUUUCCAACAUAUUGGAUUUUGUGUUACUUCGUGCCAUAAUUUACAAACUAGUGAACACCUUAAUAAAUCGGGUGUAUCCAAGUGCUCGAAUAUGAAUGGUAGGGUAUUGGAGACGAGCCACUUAUCUUCACCUAAUCUGCAGCCAAUUGUCGCAUCAGCCAUGAU
Molecule: messenger RNA, 3276 nt
Organism: Ceutorhynchus assimilis (cabbage seed weevil)
Lineage: Eukaryota; Metazoa; Arthropoda; Insecta; Coleoptera; Curculionidae
Source: the annotation of a GenBank genome assembly